UGAAAGACCAAGAAUGAUGUGCUUUAGAGCAAAAAAGUCUAAAAACUCCUUUGAAGAAGACGAAUAUGAAGUAUAUAAAAGACAAUAUCGUGAGAAUACGAUCAGAAAAUCUGCAUCGCCACCACCACCACCAUUACCAUCACCACAGUUGCAACGAAUAACGCAAACAGCAGAUCGUCGGAGUCAAUCACCAGUUUCGACUACGCUUUCAACACCUUCACAGAGGUCACCACAAAAGCAACAAAAGAGUUUAUCAGACAGACCAAAUUCUGCUUUAAAAUCUGCUAGUCGAAGUAAAUUAAGUGAGAAGUCUGGUAGAUCACAGGCAAACUAUACGCCUGAAAAACCAAAGAAUUUAAUGACAAGAAACAGACAUCGUGAACUUCAAGAACAAAGCUAUACAAUCUUAAUGCGCUAUGGACGACCUGCUUACGACAAUCCUCUUCUCAAUUGUCAGUAAAAUCGUUGAUAAUGACUUAACUGCACUUCUUAAAGAUUAAUUAUUAUUUAAUUGAAGGAAAUCAUUUUUUCAGUUAACUGGAUAAACAGUAUUUAUGUUUAUUUUCUGUUCAUUUCAGUAUUAACUGCUAAUUACCAUUGAAUUUGUGAAAAGUUCAGUUAAUUGUGAA
Messenger RNA from Trichobilharzia regenti, 629 nucleotides. NCBI's taxonomy places the organism in Eukaryota, Metazoa, Platyhelminthes, Trematoda, Strigeidida, Schistosomatidae. The record is from the annotation of a GenBank genome assembly.